UACAUUUAUAUUCCCUUGAACUCCCUGAGCAGCAACAGAGACGGAGGGAGAGCGAAUCAGGGUACGACGGGAUACAGCUGAUCUAGGAGUGUUGCAUAAGAGCCAAGAUGCAGGCCGCCUUCAGGACCUUUGUUCGCCUUCCCCAGGCUAUAGGACGACGGCUGCAGUCAACACUUGUUAUUGCAGAGCAUGACAAUAACAAUUUAACACCAAUCACCCUCAAUGCCCUCAGUGCUGCAAAGAAGCUUGGUGGAGAUGUGUCAUGCCUAGUGGCUGGCAGCAACUGUGGAAGUGUUGUUGCUGAGUUAUCCAAGGCUGCUGGCAUCAGUAAGAUCCUUGUGGCAGACUCGGAGGCUUUUGUUGGCUUCCUUCCUGAGCGACUUGCCCCAUUGGUCACAGCCACACAAAACCAGUUCAAGUUCACUCAUAUUGUUGCUGGUGCCUCAGCUCAGGGGAAAUCUUUAUUACCACGUGUGGCAGCCAAACUUGAUGUCUCUCCCAUCAGUGAUAUCAUAGAAGUGAAGGCUGCUGAUACUUUUGUGCGCACCAUCUAUGCUGGCAAUGCUUUGAUGACCCUAAAGAGCAAGGAUCCUGUCAAGGUGAUCACUGUACGAGGGACCAGUUUUGAAGCUGCCUCGGUUGAAGGAGGUUCUGCUGCGCAAGAGAAUGUUGCUGCUGGGAAUCUCCCUACUGAUCUCUCCCAGUUCCUUGGCCAAGAACUUUCCAAAUCAGAUCGACCAGAGUUAACAGCUGCUAAGACUGUCAUCAGUGGAGGAAGAGGCAUGAAAAAUGGGGAGAACUUUGAAAUGUUGUACUCUCUUGCGGACAAACUGAAUGCAGCUGUGGGAGCGUCCAGAGCAGCUGUGGAUGCUGGCUUUGUUCCCAAUGACAUGCAGAUUGGCCAGACUGGCAAGAUUGUUGCACCUGAGCUCUAUAUUGCUGUAGGCAUCAGUGGUGCUAUUCAACACCUUGCUGGAAUGAAAGACUCCAAAACAAUUGUUGCAAUAAACAAGGACCCUGAAGCCCCCAUCUUCCAGGUAGCUGACUUGGGUCUGGUGGCAGAUCUCUUCAAAGCAGUUCCCGAGAUAAUAGAAAAGGUUUAAUCACAUCUCUUCAAAGCAGUUCCCGAGAUAAUAAAAGGUUUAAUCACAUAAUUGUAAUAAGGCUCAAAAUAUUUGACAAACUAUAUAUCUUUUAAAAAUUUAGGUGUCUUAUUACAAAAUUGUUUCAGACAUAUGUUUUAAUAUUGCUUUUUCUGUACAUAAAUUAUGCUCUUGUAGGUGUGUGUAGUUUGUAUGCAUGUGGAGCCUUGUUACCAGCAAACAGAAAAGGUCCAAACCACAACACCAUGGGUUGUAAACUUAUUAGGUAAGAAAAAAUUAUAUAUGUAGCUGAUGAAGCAAUGCAAUCUAGGUUAUGUGGGUAUUAAAAUAAAUAAUUUAAGUA
Molecule: messenger RNA, 1446 nt
Organism: Scylla paramamosain (green mud crab)
Lineage: Eukaryota; Metazoa; Arthropoda; Malacostraca; Decapoda; Portunidae
Gene: wal
Product: electron transfer flavoprotein subunit alpha, mitochondrial-like
Exons: 8
Coding region: 108-1103 (331 amino acids)
Biological process (GO): fatty acid beta-oxidation using acyl-CoA dehydrogenase
Cellular component (GO): mitochondrion
Molecular function (GO): flavin adenine dinucleotide binding; electron transfer activity
Source: RefSeq, a predicted model, not a curated record